Corythoichthys intestinalis (scribbled pipefish) is the source of this 2547-nucleotide messenger RNA. Its product is annotated as gastrula zinc finger protein XlCGF26.1-like. Gene Ontology annotation, molecular function: RNA polymerase II cis-regulatory region sequence-specific DNA binding; DNA-binding transcription repressor activity, RNA polymerase II-specific. The transcript has 3 exons. Bases 63 to 2000 code for a protein of 645 amino acids. The record is from RefSeq and is a predicted model, not a curated record. Lineage: Eukaryota; Metazoa; Chordata; Actinopteri; Syngnathiformes; Syngnathidae. Gene Ontology annotation, cellular component: nucleoplasm. Gene Ontology annotation, biological process: regulation of transcription by RNA polymerase II.
CAUUGUGAUCUAAAAAAUCUUUAGCUAAUCUUCGUCUCAGCAUUUACAAAUAAAGUGGGAAAAUGUCCGCGAGACCGGAGGAACUUUGUGGAGUGAAAGAGGAGCCCCCACGUCACCGACACUCGUCUGUGUGCAAACGAAUGCACGCAAAGGUUGUUCUUCACAGACUAGAAGAUCUAUAUGUCAGCCAAGCCCAUUAUCCUGAGUCUGCAUGCAUCAAGGACGAGGAGGAAGAGUCGCCAUCCAUUAAGGAAGAAGAAGAGUUCAUACACUUUAAAGGUUUCAGAAAAUACCUUAGCGCUGAGCGGCAGCAGCCAGACUCUCCUGGUGUGAAAGAGGAUGUUGAGCUCCCCCAAAUCAAAGAGGAGGAGCCAAAGUCUUGUCAACAGAAGCAACUUCCAAUCAAAAAGGAGGAGGAAGACCUGCCGUGCGUUAAAGAGGUGGAAGAAGAGGAGAACAUCACCAGGUCGACUGGUGAGCCCUUGAAGAGUGAAGAUGGUCCGAGUGAAGCCAGCAGAGGGGCGGAGCCUCCAAGCGAGGGGAGUAGCAGCAGCUCAACAGAAGGAUUGAAAGCAGACAUCAUCGCUCCGUCAGACAGAAAUGUGGCAACGUCACACUCACCUUACAAUGCAAUACGAUACAAUACAAUACAAAAACCUUUUUCCUGCUCAGUUUGUGGUCAAAGAUUCACUCGCAAGAGCACCUUAAAACAGCACACAAGAACCCACACUGGCGAAAAGCCUUUUUCCUCCUCAGUUUGUGGUCAAGGAGUCUCUCAAAAGCAACACUUAAAAAGACACACAAGAACCCACACUGGUGAAAAACCUUUUUCCUGCUCAGUUUGUGGUCAAGAAUGCAGUCGCAAGAGUUCCUUAAAAAUACACACAAGAAUCCACACUGGCGAAAAACCUUUUUCCUGCUCAGUUUGUGGUCAAAGAUUCAGUCGCAAGAGCGCCUUAAAACAGCACACAAGAACCCACACUGGCGAAAAACCUUUUUCCUGCUCAGUUUGUGGUCAAGGAUGCAGUAGCAAGAGUUCCUUAAAAAUACACACAAGAAUCCACACUGGCGAAAAACCUUUUUCCUGCUCAGUUUGUGGUCAAAGAUUCAGUCGCAAGAGCGCCUUAAAACAGCACACAAGAACCCACACUGGCGAAAAACCUUUUUCCUGCUCAGUUUGUGGUCAAGGAUGCAGUAGCAAGAGUUCCUUAAAAAUACACACAAGAAUCCACACUGGCAAAAAACUUUUUUCCUGCUCAGUUUGUGGUCAAGGAUUUUCUCAAAAGCAACACUUAGAAAGACACACAAGAACCCACACUGGCGAAAAACCUUUUUCCUGCUCUCUUUGUGGUAAAGGAUUCGCUGAAAAAGGAACCUUAAAAAGACACACAAGAAUCCACACUGGCGAAAAACCUUUUUCCUGCUCAGUUUGUGGUCAAAGAUUCAGUCGCAAGAGCGCCUUAAAAAGACACACAAGAACUCACACUGGCGAAAAACCUUUUUCCUGCUCGGUUUGUGGUCAAGGAUGCAGUAGCAAGAGUUCCUUAAAAAUACACACAAGAAUCCACACUGGCAAAAAACUUUUUUCCUGCUCAGUUUGUGGUCAAGGAUUUUCUCAAAAGCAACACUUAGAAAGACACACAAGAACCCACACUGGCGAAAAACCUUUUUCCUGCUCUCUUUGUGGUAAAGGAUUCGCUGAAAAAGGAACCUUAAAAAGACACACAAGAACUCACACUGGCGAAAAAACUUUUUCCUGCUCAGUUUGUGGUCAAGAAUGCAGUUGCAAGAGUUCUUUAAAAAUACAUAAAAGAAUCCACACUGGUGAAACACCUUUUUCCUGCUCUGUUUGUGGUCAAGGAUUCACUGAAAAAGGAACCUUAAAAAGACACAAAAGAACCCAUACUGGCGAAAAAACUUUUUCCUGCUCAGUUUGUGUUCAAAGAUUCAAUUGCAAGAGCACCUUAAUACAGCACAGAAGAACCCACACUGGCGAAUAACCUUUUUCGUACUCAGUUUGUGGUCAAAGAUUCAUUCGGAAAUAUUGGAUAAAGAGACACUUUUGUGUUUAAGUAAGGAGCAGUGGCCAAUGACUGUUUUGCCUGUCAUCCAUGUUGGCGUCAUCAGAUUUUGUGCACGUAGGACGAUUGUAUUCCACAGAGCUUCCUUAUAUCUUGUUGAGCAUAGGUUCUUUUGGUAACUUGCUUUGUCCAAUUGUUUUAUGAUGUAUAUCCACCCUAUUCCCAAAACCUCAGCUGAUUGAACUCUAUCAAGUUUGUAAUGUUUGUGUGCCUUCUCAGUUGUUUUUCUUUUCAUUCCAGCAUAUGAUUCAGCUGGAUGGGCGGGGCUGUGCUGUGGCGCAGUAGGAGCGCUCAUUAUUUAAAGUCACUGUCAUUAUAUGCGAGUGUCGGACUAUUGCUUAGUUAGUUUUACUUUACUUGUUUACUUUGUUUUUUGCCUUUUCUGGCCAUUGACGCCUUCCCCUUGGUUUCCUUGCCGACUCGGUUCGUGUGCCUUUUUGUAUUUUUUCUCGCUUCUUUUGGCGUG